UCAGCCCUAGAAGGGAAUCAGACAGCUGGCGGGUUGGUCUUUCGCAGAUCUCACUUCUUUCAUCCUUUAUUCCAGCAGUAUCUACAGGAGAAAGCCAGACGAAGGGGAAAAAGGAAGUUUAAAUAUCUGAACUGAAAAGUUUGGUGAACGUAAGAUUUGAACGGAGGAUUAAAUUCGAAGAACGUGGCAGAACAGAAGCUUUCUUUCUUUUAACCGGGUCAGUAAGGAGAGCCUCACCCAGAACCUCGUCAUGGAACCAGCUGAGUCUGAGAUGAGCAUCCUGCCCAACGGAAUGCACAAUGUGGAGGAUGAGAUGAAUGUGCCUAUGAAGACUCUAAUGGAAGAUGAUCAGUUUGAGGAUGCUGAAGGGAAUCAAGCAGAAAAUGAAGAAUUCCUCCCCAACUCUGAGGGGAAGAAACCCAUGCGCUUCACUGACUUUGAGGGGAAGACCUCUUUUGGCAUGUCCGUGUUCAACCUAGGAAAUGCCAUCAUGGGCAGUGGAAUUCUGGGACUGGCAUACGCCAUGGCCAACACAGGCAUCAUCCUUUUCUUGUUCCUCCUAAGCGCAGUUGCUGCCCUCUCCUCCUAUUCCAUUCACCUGCUGCUGAAAGCCUCUGGUGUUGUUGGCAUCCGGGCCUAUGAGCAGCUGGGCCUCCGAGCCUUUGGUACACCUGGUAAGAUGGCUGCUGGGAUAGCCAUCACUCUGCAGAACAUUGGAGCUAUGUCCAGCUACCUGUACAUUGUGAAGUCAGAGUUUCCCCUUGUCAUUCAAGCUUUCCUAAAGACUGACUCAGCAACAGAUAUGUGGUACCUGAAUGGUAAUUAUCUGGUGGUCUUGGUUUCGGUCACUAUCAUUCUUCCCCUGGCCCUGAUGAAGCAACUGGGCUAUCUGGGCUACACCAGCGGCUUUUCCCUCAGCUGCAUGGUCUUCUUCCUCUCUGUGGUCAUCUACAAGAAGUUCCAUAUCUCCUGCCCUUUUGAGGACUAUGUCUUCAAUAGCACUGCAGCACUCCAUCAUUCCAACAUCUCUGAAGCUUCACUUGGCUAUCACGUUGGGCAUGCUCAGGAAGAUGAAUCCUGCAGCCCUCGCAUGUUCACUCUCAACUCACAGACGGCGUACACCAUCCCUAUCCUGGCCUUUGCUUUCGUGUGCCACCCCGAAGUGCUGCCCAUCUACACCGAACUGCGCAACCCUACGCAGAGAAGGAUGCAGCAUGUCUCCAACAUUUCUAUUCUGGUCAUGUACACCAUGUACUUCCUGGCUGCUCUGUUUGGAUACCUGACAUUCUAUGACAAUGUGGAAGCGGAACUGCUGCACACCUACAGUCGGAUUGAUCCAUAUGACACACUGAUGCUGUGUGUGCGUCUGGCUGUGCUCACUGCUGUCACGCUCACUGUACCCAUUGUGCUGUUUCCUGUACGCCGGGCCUUCCAGCAGAUGUUGUUCCCUAACAAGACUUUCAACUGGCUUCGCCAUAUAGCCAUUGCUGUCACCCUGCUAACCUUCAUCAACAUCCUGGUCAUUUUUGCCCCCAACAUCCUUCCCAUCUUUGGCAUCAUCGGUGCCACAUCUGCCCCCUGCCUCAUCUUCAUCUUCCCUGCCAUCUUCUACAUCCGCAUCGUGCCCAAGGAUGUGGAGCCCAUGCAUUCCACCCCCAAAAUUGUUGCUGCCUGCUUUGCCUGUCUUGGGUUCCUCUUCAUGAUUAUGAGUUUGAGCUUCAUCAUCAUCGAUUGGACAACAGGGAGCAACAAUGCUGGAAGUGGCCAUUAGGCUCCUGCCCUCUGUGCUUCGCUGUACCGUUGUUUGUGUCUGUGGAGUAGGGUUGGCAUACCGCCCUCAACUUCUUUUUCUGUUUUGGGUAACUUAUUGUAAAGGCUGCACCAUUUCCCCCGAUUGUCAAUAGCCUACAUAAUGGUUUGUGCUUAGGAAUUACGGUAUCAUCGAGUCUUUAGGACUCAGGAAGUACAAGUGUCAGUCAGAUUGGUCCUCAGCAGCUAACCGGGAUUUGCCUGGCCAUUGGAAAACAGGUGUACGAAGGAGCACUUGUCCAACUCUUUGGACUUUCCCUUGGGCCUCUAAAAUUAUAUGUCAGAGGAAAAAUGUUUUAUGACCUUAUGAUAAGCAGCUUUAUGUUUAAUUCAAAUCAUCAGUGCUCUUGUCCAGAAUGGUGUUACACAUCGUAAGGAGAGUAUGUAUCAUACAGAAUGGUGCAUCCUAACACGAGAAAAUAAAAAUAGCACAAAGUCAAGCUGGCUUUGUGAACCCCCCCCCCCAAUUAUGUACACACACACACACAUGCAGGAGCACACACUUCCACCGCCUGCCAACCCAGGAUCCAGGCCUUUGACUUUAGACACUACAGACAGUUCUGCACAAAGCAUAGACAAAAGCUUGUUUUUUAAUGUUUUAGAGUUAAGAUAGUGUUCAGAUAGGUAGUAUUUUGUAUAUUGAGGCUGAAAAUAUCUGCUGUUUUGUCACUUAGGAUAUGAUAAAUGUGGAGUGCAAUAGCACUGGGGCCAGUGAACGCUGUUGGACAGAUGGGGGGAUGGCACCGUACUACAGCCAGUUGGCUGGAUCCCUGGGCCCUGCAGCUGCCGCCACUUCCCCGCAGUCACACACCGCUGCACUCAUACACCUUUUCACUCU
Molecule: messenger RNA, 2647 nt
Organism: Scleropages formosus (Asian bonytongue)
Lineage: Eukaryota; Metazoa; Chordata; Actinopteri; Osteoglossiformes; Osteoglossidae
Gene: slc38a3b
Product: solute carrier family 38 member 3b
Exons: 16
Coding region: 251-1771 (506 amino acids)
Biological process (GO): asparagine transport; histidine transport; amino acid transmembrane transport
Cellular component (GO): plasma membrane
Molecular function (GO): L-histidine transmembrane transporter activity; L-asparagine transmembrane transporter activity; L-glutamine transmembrane transporter activity
Source: RefSeq, a predicted model, not a curated record